This is a messenger RNA of Chara braunii, 935 nucleotides long. The record is from the annotation of a GenBank genome assembly. NCBI's taxonomy places the organism in Eukaryota, Viridiplantae, Streptophyta, Charophyceae, Charales, Characeae.
GUCAAGACACUUACUCUCAGGCAAUUUCUCCAAAAGAUUAAGGAGAGGUUUUUGGAUAAGAUGACUGUUGAUAAGGCCUUUAAUGAACUCACCACUAUAGGCCAGAAGCGUUGGACUUCUGUCGAUGCGCUGUCUCGUGAAGUGGACCGUCUGUUGCAAGUACCUGGACUGAACUUACAAGACAAUCAGGUUCUCCAUAUUUACUCACGUGCCUUGCCCGAGCCCAUUCGUGGACAACUCGUGGCAGAAUCGAAGUCAGGUAAGUAUAAUUAUCCGCAGUUUCGCGAUCUCGCUCUCCAACAAGAGCAAAUGACCGCACAGGUAAAGGGGUCUUACGCUUCGGUGGUAAAGUCAGGACCGGUUGGUGGUUAUGGCAAGCGGGUCCUUUGGCGACAAAAGUGCCGAGACCAUAUGCUUGUAAUCUUUGAUGAUGAUACGGUGGAAAUGUUACCUCUUGAUGAGUCUGAGGGAGGAGGAAGUAACGGCGGCAGUGAAUCUGGGAAGGGUGAUGUCACUCCUGUGAUGGCCAACAAGGGAGACCAAAACCAAUGGAAGAGGAAGAGGAGGCCACGCUCGUUCCCCGAGCAUCCUGACAUAGCAUUUGGGAAGAUGAACAUGACGCAUGAGGAAUGACAAUCCAAGAUGGACAAUCGCCAAUGCCUCAAGUGAAGCACCGUGGUGCAUGUGAUCGCCUGGUGCCCACUUAUUAGGAACCCAAAAGUGAGCAGUCAGUAGGAGUACCAUCUGCUCCUACUGAGUCGAAGGGUUUAGAUGAAGACAAAGGUAAGGCGCCUAUAACCCCUUCUACCCCUUCGACUCUCAAAGUAGAGGAUGUCUUCUUUCGCCCGUCGUCCAGACCACCCUAACACCGUACUCUGUUUUGUUUCACUGGACGAUUCCCUUGACGGGCUAGGCAAUGAACUCAUAGCACUUCG